AUAUUUUUUUUGGUACAACAACAAUUUAUUUAUUUGGUAAGUAUAGUAUUAUUUUAUUUCUAUUAUUUUUUCGCAUGGUUCUUUGUCAGCCUAUAAAAUCGCAAAUCCAUCAAAAUCCCAAAUUUUAGGGUUUCGAUGUCCAAUCCAAAGCUUCAUUUAUUAAGAUUUAGCUAAAAAAGUUGAAAUUUGAAUAUGGAUUUGGGAACUGAAUCGGUGGAAGAGAAUGAAGUGAAUCACGGUGAUGCAAAUGAAAAUGGAACAAAUGGUGAAGGUUCUGUUUCUGGUGAGAAAUUAGGGUUUGAAUUUGAUGGGAAUUUUGGUGUUAAACCGGAUCAAGAGGGGAUUUUUGGUGAAUUGGGUAGUGAGGAAGCUGUGAAUUCCAAAGGGGCACCGAGAAAAGGGGUUGGGUUGAAGAAAUGGAAGAGAAUUAAGAGGAAUGUUGUUAGGGAUCAUAAUUCGAGUGCCGAUGAUUCGAGUAAAGUGUUGAAGAGGGGUUUGUCUGGCUCUGGAAAUGCCAAUUUGAGUGAAAACAUGCGCGGUGUUAAGGAAAAAAAUGAUGGAUCUUCGAACGCGUUUGGUAAUGUAGUGUUUUCUGAUGGGCAUAUGAUCCGGGGUUCUAGUUCGGAUUCUAGAUAUGCAGUUGGAUCUGGUUUUGUUGUUGGGACUGAUUCUGAGAAUAGUGAGGAUCGGAGUAGCAAGUCUUCCACGGCAGCUAGUGAGCCGAAGGUUAGACACGAGAAAAGCCGUGGUAGUAGGAAUUCGAAUUCAAAGAAUUUGGUUAACUCAGCUCUAAAGGUUCAGCAAGGAAAGGGACAAAUUGAGAGCUCUACGAAACAUGGAGGUGGUGGAAGAGUUAUAAUUGAGAAGGAAAAUUCUAUUUCGAGUUUGGAAUCAGAUUCAAGAUCCAACUAUAAGCAAGGUGUUUCUGCGGUUACUAGUAAUGGAAAACAUAGUGGUAACCCCCACAUUUAUGAUGGAGGAAACGAUGGUGAAGCUCACACCAAUGAACAUUUUUCUGAGGGAGAUGAAGGUGGUUAUGGCAAUGAAAAUGGUGAAGAUGAAGAUCUUCUACCGGAGAAUUCAGCGGCGAAUCUGUCUUGGGAUGCUCCUGAAGAAAAAAGUGAGAACAACCAAUCUACGAGCUCUGAAGAUCCUUUAAUUGAGUCUAUCAGGAGCCUUCAGGCUGUUCAGGAGGCACUUGAAGAAGAACUCCAGAAAUUCAGGGAGAUUGAUACCGAAGUUGUCUCACCAGACGACGACACAGCUAAAUGUAGCAGUGCAUCUGCUGGUAUCACUGCUGUUGAUCUUGAACUUCAUAAGUCGGGUUUAUCCGGUCAUUCUAGCGCAGAAGAAAAUAAACAAGGCACUUCAAAUCCCUUGGAGUUUCAGAUAUUGAACUUGACACAACAUGUAAACCUUUUGGAAAGUAAGCUGGAGGAGUUACAAGGUGUGCUUGCCGUAAAGGAUUCAAGGAUUGUUGAACUUGAAACAGUCUUGAGUAGUGGUAAAUUUCCUAAAGAAGAAUCUGCUAACACCGUAGGUUUAUCGGAGGAAGAACAUAGAGAAGUACAGUACGAGGUAGAGGUGCUUUUUAGGCAGAAGAUUGAAGCUGAGGUUGAAUACCUAGCUAUCACAAAGGUGAUGCAGAACUUGAAAGUUGGGGCAGAUUUACAACUUAAGUUAUUGGAAGAACAAGAGAAACUGUCUGAAAAUCAAGAGCAUGUUCUCAACAAGCUCGUAGGUGCGGAGAGUAGGGCUUCAGUGCUGAAGAACAAAGCAGAAGAAUUGGAAAAAUAUGUCGGUGAUAGUUUAAUAGUUGAGGAAUCUUUUACGCUGCAGAAAAGAGUAUGUAAGGUGUCAAUUUAUCUUUUCCUACAGUUCUUUGUGUUAAUCCUGUUUUGGUUUCUUGCGUCACAAUCCCCCAAUUCUGGGGUUGUUGUACCCACAUAAGCCUGCAAAAGUAAGAUCAUUUUGUGUAUUCUCAAAAGUUUGUUUUGUUCAUCUUCAAUGUAAAAUUUCCUUGUUAUAUAAAACUUACCCUCCUUUUUUAGGGUAGGGGGAGAACUUGCACUUUCUCUCCUUUGUCUAUUAUCAUUUUGUGCACAGCCUUAAAUAAUGUAAUUUGAGUUUGGGAAAGACGCAUGUUAUGUUAGAAAUUUAUCGGUGAGAUUUCAAAUAAACGACUUAGACGGAUGUUUCCUUUA
This is a messenger RNA of Trifolium pratense (red clover), 2204 nucleotides long. Its product is annotated as WPP domain-interacting protein 2-like. Lineage: Eukaryota; Viridiplantae; Streptophyta; Magnoliopsida; Fabales; Fabaceae. The coding region runs from base 193 to 1950 and encodes 585 amino acids. The record is from RefSeq and is a predicted model, not a curated record. The transcript is spliced from 3 exons.